Molecule: messenger RNA, 1001 nt
Organism: Diversispora eburnea
Lineage: Eukaryota; Fungi; Glomeromycota; Glomeromycetes; Diversisporales; Diversisporaceae
Source: the annotation of a GenBank genome assembly
UUUAUGAUUAUUUCGAAUUACAACCUGGUGAAACAAUAUUAUCAAUAUGUUCAGUAACAUUUAGUGAUAAGACUGAAUAUUUUGUGGCAGGAACUGAUCCGGGUAGAAUAUUAAUAUUUCAAGUAGAAAAGGAAGGAAUUAAUUAUAAAAUUAAAUUAGUUUAUCAAAAAGAAGUUUUAGGUUCCGUUUAUUCUGCAUUAGCUUUUGAUGAAAAGUUAUUGAUUGGAAUUGAUGGAAAGGUUUCAAUAUUUGACUUUAUAAGAUUAGAAGAUGGCAAACGUGAUUUAAUUCCAAUAUGUGAAUACAAUGGAUUCACGUUAGCCAUCCAAAUAGUGACAAGAGGUCAUUUCAUUUUGGUAGGAGAUAUAAUGAGAUCAAUAGUUUUAUUGGCGUAUAAAGAAACUGGUGGAGGUGGUGGUGGAAAAACUUUAGAAUUUGUUACUCAAGAUUUAAAUGAUCGAUGGAUCAAUGCUAUCGAAACAUUAAAUGAUGAUGAAUUCAUUUGUUGUGAAUCUCAAAAUAAUUCAAUUCUAACAUUUCGAAGAAAUGUUGAUACUUCGGAUGUUUUGUUAAAAGAGAAAUUGGAUAUGGUGGGAAUUUAUAAUUAUGGGGAUUCUAUUAAUCGAUUUAGACAUGGUUCAUUGGCAGCAAAUGUAUCAGAACCAAUAAUAAAUAUAGAAUCUCGAGUAUUAUUCGUUACAUCUUCUGGUGCAAUUGGAAUUAUAAUUCCUAUCAGUCAAAAACAAUUUGAUAAAUUAAAAAAAUUACAAGAUGCGUAUCAAAAGGUUGUGGGAUUUUAUGGUGGUUUGGAUAUUUAUUCUUGGCGAAGUGUAAUAGAUGAAGAAUGUGAAAAGGCGGAAUUACGAAAUUUUAUUGACGGUGACGUGAUAGAAUCAUUAUUAGAUAAUCCAACCAAAGUUAUUGGGGACAUAGGUGAUAGUUGUGAUUUAUCAGUUAAUGAGAUUAGAAAAUUGGUGGAAGAAUUAACUAGAAUGCAUUGA